Messenger RNA from Acromyrmex echinatior (Panamanian leafcutter ant), 1206 nucleotides. RefSeq lists its product as uncharacterized. Lineage: Eukaryota; Metazoa; Arthropoda; Insecta; Hymenoptera; Formicidae. The record is from RefSeq and is a predicted model, not a curated record.
AGGUAUAAAUUCACACGUUUUGAGCUAAAAAAUACGUAUUUAGUCCAGAGAUAGCGUGAUAUAUAGUGUGACAAAGUUGCAGACAGUUCCACAAACCCUAGUGUUAGGAAGAUAACCAAAAAUAAUAAUACCAUACGAAGGAUUAAAGGAGGAUGUUAAAAAGAAGUCAAUUUUUGCUCACAAAAGUAAAGUUACUAUUGUGCGAGUAUGAUCCAAAAGCAUAACGCCGAGGUGCUGCCUGUAGGUACAAAGCAGAGGCACGGGCAUUGUCCUGGCGACACACGAGAAUCGUAACCGCGCUCUCACAACGCCCGUCACAGACAUGAAGACCCGAGUAUUCUUUUACCUGGACCUUCCUAUCAGGGAUACUUCCACCACAACAUGGUGUUAGAAGUGCGUGACUGCAAUUAAGAUUAGAGGAAUCGCAUCCGAAAGGAAAGGAGAAGGAAGUGUACAUGCGACGGAAUCUAACCUAGUCGUGAGCCGCACCGCGCUGCGUCAGAAGGAAACGUCGCGUAUCCGAAACUAAAUAAAACUAAAGAAAAUAGUGACUAAGUGAAAUAGUGACUAGGAAAAAUGAGCCAACAAGGCCAGACACUAUCAUCAUCGAAAGUUAAUGUAGGGAAAAAAUUUCCAAAAAUUUUCAGAGACCUAGGUUCAUUUAGUAAAGAGUUAACUAUUCACACGAGAGAGGGGGCUAAACCCUUCGCACUAAGCGUACCGCGAUCAGUUGCAUUACCUUUAUUACCGAAGUUAAAGAAAGAGUUAGACGCGCUACAAAAUAAGGGCGUGAUCGUCCCAGUCGGUUUCCCGACAGAGUGGUGCAGUCCUAUAGUGAUAGUUUCGAAAUUAAAUGGAAAUACGCAUAUGCGGCGAUUAUACGGUUCUCAAUAGGAGCGUGAGACGCACGGUACACCUGAUACCGAAGGUAGACGUCACGCUCGCAAAGUUAAAAGGGUCGAAAAUAUUUUCCAAGCUCGAUGCUAAAACCGGCUAUCACUAAUUAAAAUUAGAUAAAGAAAGUAAAAAAUUAACGACGUUCAUAACCUGGUUCGGAAGGUAUAUACACACACGCUUGCCAUACAGCAUAAACUGCGCAUCAAAUUAUUUUUCAAAAGAGUUCACGGAGGCGUUAGGCUUGACAUAGCAAAUGUGAUCGUGGUCGUCGACAUUUUAAUAUACGGCCAGAACGUCGAAGAACACGAC